Messenger RNA from Bursaphelenchus okinawaensis, 1273 nucleotides. Lineage: Eukaryota; Metazoa; Nematoda; Chromadorea; Rhabditida; Aphelenchoididae. The record is from the annotation of a GenBank genome assembly.
AUGGCGACAAACGGAGAUUGGUGUUUGAUCGAGUCAGAUCCAGGAGUUUUCACAGAAUUGAUCAGAAACUUUGGAGUGAGCGGUGUUCAGGUGGAAGAGUUGUACACUUUGGAGUUGGAACAUCUCAGAGACUUGGCGUAAGUUAUAUCACUCUUUCAUCAUUAAUUACAAGCAUUCUGUGUAAAUUUUUGUUUCUUUAUUCAUUUGCAAUUGAGAAUAUGAAUUUGAUUGUUUUAGCCCAAUUCACGGUCUUAUAUUUUUGUUUAAAUACCACGUUGGAGAAGAACCAACAGGAGAAGUAGUACCAAACGCACCAGGAGUCUACUUUGCUCAACAAGUCAUCAACAAUGCUUGUGCCACACAAGCCAUCCUCAAUCUGCUACUGAAUGUAAAGGGUGGAGCCGUUAAAUGGGGGAAGAUAUUAGAAGAUUUCUACAGUUUUUCGAACGAAAUGGACCCAGCUGUAAGUUGUGGUGAAUAUUUAGGCUAUAAUAAUUAUAAAAGGUAUUUUAUUACAGUUUUUAAACUUAUACUCACUUUGUCAUAUCGACUUUUAGACCCGAGGGCUGUGUUUGUCGAACAGUGAAGAGAUACGAAAGCACCACAACGCUUUCAGUCGACCGGCUUUGGUCGAGAUCGAGGGGCCUCAGAAGGAGAAGGAAGAGGCUUACCACUUUGUCACAUACGUACCUGUAAAUGGUCAUGUCUACGAGCUGGACGGACUCAAAGAAGGCCCAAUUGACAUUGGACCAAUCCCCGAUGGAAAGGACUGGCUGGAUGUUGUUCACGGAACAUUGAAUGCCAGAAUAGAACGGUAAGUUCUUUUUUUUUGUAACUAAUUUAUAUUUUACAGACACACUCAUUCUGAGAUCACAUUCAACUUGAUGGCCGUAGUGGCAGACCGAAAAGAGAAGUACGAACGGGAAUUGGCCGCGGUAGAAUCUGUAAGUUACUAUAAUAUCAAUCUCUGUAUAACGUCAAUUUUCUUGAUCCAUCACUGUUUUAUAAAUGUUAUAGCAUGUAGGUAAUGUUAUCUUUAUAGAUGAACGCCAGCGAAGACGAGAAGGCCUCUCACCGUUGUCGGCUCCAGAUGCUGAUGCAGGAAGAACAAGACAAGUUCACCGCUUACAAAGACGAGAACAUCAGACGGCGACACAACUACACGCCCUUCAUUGUGGAGCUUCUGAAGGCGCUGGCCAAGGAAAACAAACUGAAUCCGCUUCUGGAGAAGGCCGUCAAGGAAUCAGCUGAUCGCCAGAAGGCAGCUCAAUGA